AUGUCUUGGAUAUUUGGUACGAAUAAAAAAACAUCAGAAGAAGUACAUGAAAAAGAAACUUCGAAAUUGGGUUUUGAUCCAGAGCAAGUUUCAAAUGUCUCUAAUAUCAUCUCUUCAGGAACUUCAUUCGAUGCAUCCAGAUUGCAUCCACUAGCAGGUUUGGAAAAAGGUGUCGAAUAUUUGGAUCUGGAAGAAGAACAAUUAUCAGCAAUAGAAGGUUCCCAAGGUUUGAUUCCAUCUCGUGGUUGGUCGGAUGACUUGUGUUACGGUACAGGUGCCGUGUACUUAUUAGGCCUUGGAACAGGUGGUGCUUAUGGUUUCAUUGAAGGUGUAAGAAAUAUUACGCCGGGUUCUCCAGGUAAAUUGAAAUUAAACACAAUCUUGAAUCAUAUUACAAAGAGAGGUCCGUUCAUGGGUAAUAGUGCAGGUGUUCUUGCGCUAACAUAUAAUAUUAUCAAUUCUACCAUUGACUCGGUAAGAGGAAAGCACGAUGCUUCGGGUGCAAUUGUAGCAGGUGCGGUCACAGGUGCAAUCUUCAAGUCCUCGAAAGGUUUUAAACCAAUGGCAUAUGCAAGUGGUUUGACUGCAGGUGCUGCUGCUUUAUGGUCCGGUGUUAAGGGUUCUGUUUUAGAAUAG
Molecule: messenger RNA, 636 nt
Organism: Tetrapisispora phaffii CBS 4417
Lineage: Eukaryota; Fungi; Ascomycota; Saccharomycetes; Saccharomycetales; Saccharomycetaceae
Gene: TIM23
Product: protein transporter TIM23
Exons: 1
Coding region: 1-636 (211 amino acids)
Biological process (GO): protein import into mitochondrial matrix
Cellular component (GO): mitochondrial inner membrane; TIM23 mitochondrial import inner membrane translocase complex
Molecular function (GO): transmembrane protein transporter activity
Source: RefSeq, a predicted model, not a curated record